UCCUGAGCUCAGAGUCCAAGGCCCAGGUCAGGCUCAGGAGAGCAGAGACCGCCUCUGGAAGUCCUUCUCUGCACUAACCAAACCUUUCUUGUCCACUGCCUGUAACCAGCAAGUGGGAACAGAAGGAGGAGAGACCAGCUAAGUGAGACUGCCCAGCAUGUCAGAACAUCUGGCCUCAUCUCAUCAAGUCCAGUCUCAGAGAUGCCAAUUGUUUAUUCAGAGCAUUUUCCCACAGCCCCCAAUGGAAGGAACAUCUGUUGAGAGGAACAUUGAUAAAGACAAAACAAGUUCAGAAGAUUGUCUCAGAAGGUAGAGCAGAACAUUGGUCACUUUCUGCUCCUCACAAGGAAUUCAUUUCAUUGUGACUUCUGCCCUGUGGCUUAGCUGUCCAGAUGGAGCUAAGUUCUUGUUCAGCAAAAAUGGACUUCAUGAAGAUGAGGCUGGUUUAUGCUUUCAUUCUGACGAUGGGAGUUCUUUGCUUCUACUUCAGCAUGGAGCCUUUUGAGGAACCACCAUUUGUUCUCAAGAAAGGUCAUGGGAAGUUUCUCCAGCUUCCAGAUAUAGACUGUAAGCAGAAGCCCCCUUUCCUUGUGCUGCUGGUGACUUCCUCCCACAAGCAGCUGGCAGCUCGAAUGGCCAUCCGAAAGACAUGGGGUAGAGAAACAGAGGUGCGGGGACAGCGUGUGAAGACCCUCUUCCUCCUGGGGGCCUCAGACAGCACCAAUGAGAUGAAUGCCACAGCCCAGGAAGGCAAGCAGUACCGUGACAUCAUCCAGAAGGACUUCAAGGAUGACUAUUACAACUUGACCCUGAAGACAUUGAUGGGCAUGGAAUGGGUCCACCACUUUUGUCCUCAGGCAGCUUUUGUGAUGAAGACAGACUCAGACAUGUUUGUGAAUGUUGGCUAUCUGACUGACCUGCUGCUGAAGAAAAAUAAAACCUCCAGGUUUUUCACAGGUUACAUAAUGUCCAAUUACCUUCCCAUCAGGGAGACAAUCAGCAAGUGGUUUGUGAGUAAAUUUGAAUAUCCCUGGGACAGGUACCCACCUUUUUGUUCUGGUACGGGUUAUGUCUUUUCUAGUGAUGUGGCCAGCAAAGUAUACAAUAUCUCAGAGAGUAUUCCAUUCCUCAAACUGGAGGAUGUGUUUGUUGGACUUUGCCUGGCUAAGCUGAAGAUACGGCCUGAGGAACUCCACACCAAACCAACUUUUUUCCCUGGUGGCUUACGCUUCUCUGUGUGCCGCUUUCGGGAAAUUGUGACCUGCCAUUCUCUGACACCUCAGAACUUACUCACUUACUGGAAGGCACUGGAGAACUCUCAGACACAGAACUGCCCUUCUUUUUGAGGGGAGCCUGUGGUGCAAACUUCCAAUAACCUUUGGUGAUACUUUGUGAAGUUCUGGGAUGGCCUUGCUGGGAACUGUCAGGGGUAGGGAGAAGGAGAAGGAGGGGGAAGACAAAGAGUGCUAUUCUCAAUGCCCCACAUACACUAGAGUGGAUGUACACAUAAACAGAGUCAAGACUUGUUCCCACUUGGCGCCCAGAGCAAUAUCAGAUCUCAUCUCUCAGGCUUUUGCACUGUUCUCAAGGUUUGAGACAUGCUUUCAUCUGCUCAUUUCAGGGCUCAGUAUACAUAUGAAGCCAUGGAUGUGAUCGUUCUCAUUUUGCAGGUUAGGAAGCAGCAGCCAUGGCCUCUUACUUGUCCAAAGACUUCCAAUCUUCAGACGGAGCAGAAAUGAGAAUCAAGUGCUAUCAGAAUUUAGUUGGUGGCCCCCAAUGGAGUGUCCCAUUCUUUUGGAGGGUGGUAAAGGGAGAAGCUUAGAGUUGGGGUGUCUUAAAGAGAACCAAUAUCCUUCAGGCCAGGCCAUUUCUGUAGUCCCCUACCCCUCAAUUCCCAAUCCUACUUCUUUUUAUAUGCUAAGUCUGGGAUGAACCAGCUUUCUCAGGCCUUUGCUCUCACUUGAAUGAUGUAGCUAGGCACUGAGUCUGCUAGCCACUUGGUACCCAAUGCAUCUUCAACAGGAGACCGGCACACCUGCAGACACUAGCUCACCUCCAUGCUAGAAGGAAACUGAUUUGUAUGACCAUAUAAAUCAGGCUGAGAAGACAUUGCUGAGUCUUUCUGUAUAAGCUAAUCACACUGUUGAAAUCCUAGCAAGGGUGUGGUCUCCUCUGAGCCUUUUGGGAUAUCUUCUCUUUGCUGCGGAUAUCUUGAUGGAUUGAUGGUGUUCAGUUGCAGUUAUGGAACACUUUAGUCUUCUAAGUUCAAACUCAAGGAAAGCCAGGCACAGGCAUGGCCUGUAUUGGUGUCCAAGAACUUUGCUGGAACCUGGACUGGUUCAAGAUCCUGGGAUGCAGACCAUGGAUGUAGGCCGAGUCUGUUGUCAGGAUUUUCUGUCUUUCUUGGUUCCCACAGUUAUUAAGUCCCAAAGAAAUCACACAGAAGUCCACGUUAGUUAUAAACUGAUUGGCCCCUUAUCUCAGGUUUCUUAUUAAUUCCUAUAAUUUAUAUUAGCCCAUUAUUCUUAUCUAUGCUAGCUAGCCACAUGGCUAGGUACUUUUUUCAGUGAGGCAGUCACAUACUGCUUCUUCUGUAGUGGACUGAGGACUGCAGAGGAAUGGGCUUCCCCUUUCCCAGAAUUCUCCUGUUCUCAUUGACCCACCUCUACUUCUUAUCUGGUUGUCCCACCUAGUCUUCCUGCCUAGCUACUGGCAAAUCAGCCUUUAUUUAAAAUAUAAUUGACAAAAUAUAGACAGUUGUCCCACACCACCAGUCAAAGGGUUCUCCCUGCAUCUGUGAUCCUGAACCUGGCUCUUAACACUGCAUUUAUCACAUGGUCAGAGAUCUGCUGAGUGGUUUGGUUUGGAAUUUAAAACUGAAGGUUUUAAGAGCUGCAUAAAAACAGGGGCUCAUGCCCAUUCAGUCACUGUUACCAGACAUGUAAUCUUGGUCUGUAUCAUGGGAAUUAUUGUUUCCCCUUGCCCUGUACUUUAGUAGAUUUUACUGAGUGCUUGGAGCCAAGGCCUCAUGUGACUGUGUGACUGUAACGUUGCAAUAUGCUCUCUGAACUCAGGAAAACUCACUCAAGUCAGGACCAAUACUCCUCCAGUCGGAGGAGGCUGGAACCUGCCUCCAGGGCCUCAUUUCCACACGUGUCCCUGUCACUCCUCCGAGUCUCUUCCAUAACUCUUGGGGGGAAAUUGUUCUCUUUGUGACAUUCUUCAAAAUCCUACAGCACCAAGUUCUGGACCCUUAGUUCAGAAUAUGUGAAAAUCUGAAAUGUGAAAAAGAGAAAGGGUGAUUGUUCCUGGGUGUGUACUAGGGACUACAUACACCAUCAAAACCAAACCAGGUCUUCUCUUGACAGGGAAGCCAAGGCUUGUAACAAUAUGGUGGCUUUGCCGUCUAAAGGGUAGAAGAGCUGGCAUCAGGACCUGGCACCAGCCACUCUGUGUCAGACCUUCCCUUUAUUCAUUCCUUCAUUAGCCAUGUUUGCUCAAUGCAUUCACACACAUCACGAGCAAGGUCAAGGUGAGGGUCUCCAGACAGCAGAUCUGCGUGAGCAUUCAGUGCAGAGAAGCUGGUCAGGCACAGGUUCUCUUGAUCUAUGCACAGUACACAGGAGCAUAAGUAGGUGUGGUCACCUGUGCCCAGACUUGCUCUUGCAUUGAAGAUGCAGGCAUUCUUUGCAGGUAGCUGCACUUCAUUCUUACAAUGAAACUGGUUGUCAGUGGAGGUAACUGAGGUGACUCAGUGACUCACUCAGGGCCUGAGAUGCAGUGGAGGCCCAGCCCUCAGCCUUCUCCAUUGGCACAACA
Molecule: messenger RNA, 3819 nt
Organism: Alexandromys fortis (reed vole)
Lineage: Eukaryota; Metazoa; Chordata; Mammalia; Rodentia; Cricetidae
Product: beta-1,3-galactosyltransferase 5-like
Exons: 3
Coding region: 393-1346 (317 amino acids)
Cellular component (GO): Golgi membrane; endoplasmic reticulum
Molecular function (GO): N-acetyl-beta-D-glucosaminide beta-(1,3)-galactosyltransferase activity
Source: RefSeq, a predicted model, not a curated record